GCACAACCAGAACCACAAGCAACAGCCACAGAAUCAAACCGUGACGCAAACCACACACAGCGAUCCCGCCUCGUCCUCAACCACCACCACCAAAUGAUCGAAAGCUGUCCGCAAACCCUCCGCAAGCUGUAUUGCCUCGACUCCAAGCCAAUCCCGGCUUGUUGCCUCAACCUUUUUCAAACCUUUCGUUUAUUGUUUUCCCGCCGGUUCCAGGCUAUACCUAACCCGGUUAGUGCAGGCGCAUUCGCUCUGUGGUAUGCACCGUUAAGAAGCAUUUCGCCAGUGACAAGUGGGUGGUGGUGGUGUUUCCGUCCUGGACUCUAUUGCUGGCCGGUCUUCUCGCCCACCCACCCUCCUCCCUCCUCGUUUCUCCGUCGUUGCCCGUUAAGACCCCAACUACUCAACUCGCCCACACACCUACCACUACCCCCCCCCGCUGUACCCUCAUGCAUCUCCUCUUCGUCUACCUGUCACUAUUCUCCUCUGCCCUUGUCCUCUGAACGCAACUUCCUUCAAUCCCUCUUCUCCCCCUCCCCCCAACCCGCUCCUGCACGUCGCAACUCGCCCGCUUCUCGUUCCUCACCCGCUUCUGCUUACACCAACCAACUCGCCAAACCAAACAUCCCCUCCUACCAAAAACCUACUUCCGCUUGAUCUCUAUCCUACCUACCUACCUCACCCGUUACAACUACCCUCUUCUUCGGAAUGGUCUCCCCGCGCCGCCGAUCAUCUCGGGCGCGGUCUACUACCCACCAGAUUGCAGCAUCCUCCUCAUCAUCGUCCUCCUCCUCUCGGAACCGCAUCAGCAGACACCGUCCCGACGAAGACACGCUCGUAGACCUGGACUCCACCUUCCAGCGAGUCCCCGAUGCCGACAUCGACGAAGCCAACGACGAUUCACACACGGCCGAGAGUGUCGUCGACGAAGCGAUGGAGGAUGCUGGCGACGCCGAGGACGAGAUUACGCGCUGCAUCUGCGG
Messenger RNA from Tricharina praecox, 980 nucleotides. RefSeq lists its product as uncharacterized. The transcript has a single exon. NCBI's taxonomy places the organism in Eukaryota, Fungi, Ascomycota, Pezizomycetes, Pezizales, Pyronemataceae. The record is from RefSeq and is a predicted model, not a curated record. The coding region runs from base 94 to 654 and encodes 186 amino acids.